This is a messenger RNA of Staurois parvus, 296 nucleotides long. The record is from the annotation of a GenBank genome assembly. Lineage: Eukaryota; Metazoa; Chordata; Amphibia; Anura; Ranidae.
UACAGUGUGGUUAGUAUAGGACUUAGGCUAGGUUCACAUAUGUGCAGGUGGUGCCGCUGCAGAUCCGCAUGAAAAUCCGUGCAGCCGCACCACCCACACAGAGGAAUGCGGACCUGCAGGCGGAUGCCAUUAGUUCUAAUGGCACGCCGCCCGCACUGGAAAAUGCAAUCGUACUGGGAACCGAGGUUCCUGCGCGGGCUGAGUUUUCAGAAGUGCAGGGACUUCUUCUCUGCGUGUCACGGGGCAUGGGAGUCCAUUCAAAUGAAAAACGCGGCCCGCACGGCCACAUAUAUGUG